Molecule: messenger RNA, 1314 nt
Organism: Morchella importuna
Lineage: Eukaryota; Fungi; Ascomycota; Pezizomycetes; Pezizales; Morchellaceae
Exons: 5
Coding region: 1-1314 (437 amino acids)
Biological process (GO): intracellular calcium ion homeostasis; calcium ion transmembrane transport
Cellular component (GO): fungal-type vacuole membrane
Molecular function (GO): calcium:proton antiporter activity
Source: RefSeq, a predicted model, not a curated record
AUGUCAAACUACUCCCAUCACCAGUCUCAGAACCACCCCGGUAACUCCUAUCCAGACCCAAUGCCGUCGCAGAUGGGCGAGUACGGAGACCUCCCUGGUUCCUCUUCCCGGCGGGCCCCAAGGUCCAAAGAGCACGUCGCCGCCAUCCCCGACCCAGGGCUCGAGCGCACGAAACGUCGUGGAUUCCACCCGAUCCAGGCCCUGGCUAUUGCUGCGAAAAGUGGUUGUUUCCUCGGGGCAUGCACGAAUGUUUUAUGGCCCUUUGUCCCUAUUGGAAUCGCUCUUCAUUUCGUGAGGCCGGAGUGGCAUUUGUGGGUAUUUGUAACGAAUUAUGUUGCCAUGGUUCCCACGGCAAACCUAUUGGCGUUUUCGAGUGCGGGGUUGGCACGAAAGAUUCCAAGGGUCUUGGGAGUAGUACUACAAGUGACGGUUGCAUCAGUGGCUGCACUUCUUGGGUCUAUGCUAGCAAAUCUGUUGUUGUGUACGGGACUCUGUUUUGUCAUUGGUGGGAUCAGGACAAAGGCGCAAGAGUUUGGAGAUGUGCUUGCAGAGACUGGAGGAGGGCUAUUACUGCUAUCUGUUGCGGCAUUGACGCUGCCAGCAGCAUUCUAUGAAGGCCUUAGUGGACUGAAUAGGACAACAGCCGUGGACCUGACAGAUAGGAUCUUGAGUGUUUCGAGAUACAUGUCAAUUUUGUUAGUCGUUGCUUACGCUCUAUACCUUUUCUUCCAACUCCACACACACCACCAUCUAUUCGACCGCGACCUCUACCAUGCAGAUCAGGCCAACAAGGACCGACGCGAUAAUGUAAACCGUGCUAAACUCACCAUCACCGAGUCUCUGCUUUUCGUUAUCUUUUCUCUGACCCUCGUCUGCCUCCACUCUAUCUUCAUGGUUGAGCAAAUCCAUUGGAUCGUAAGCAACCGUCACGUCAGCGAUGCGUUCAUGGGUCUCAUCCUCGUACCCCUCGUCGAAAAGGCUGCAGAGCAUCUCAGCGCCGUUGACGAGGCCUGGGAUAAUGCGAUGGAUUUCGCACUAUCCCAUAUCCUAGGCAGCACUAUACAGACGGCACUGUUUGUGGCGCCAAUUGUCAUCAUUAUUGGUUGGAUUGCGGGAAGGCCGAUGGAUCUAAAUUUUGAGGUUUUUAUGGUUGUAGUAUUGGUGUUUUCGGUGUUGGUGGUGGGUAACUUUAUCAAAGACGGGAAGAGUAAUUAUCUGGAGGGAGCGUUAUGUUGUAUUUUUUACCUCAUGAUUUCGGUGACUACUUGGUACUAUCCAAACCCACCAGAACUCGAAGCUGGCAGCGAGCACUAG